AUGGUUACUUCCGUUGGCCUCCUAGUAUGUGACUUUGAUGAAACAAUCACUCAACGUGACUCUACGUGUAAAGUAGCAGAGCUCGCAUAUGAAAAGAGAGCACAACAAGGAAAGUGUCCACCCUCCGACGAAAAUUGUUUUCUUGAUUGUCCACCACCAUGGUCUUAUUUUGUUGAAAAAUACUUCAAAGAACGUAAGGAACAUAUAAAACAUUGGGGUGAAACCCACCCAGAAAUUUCACUCGAAGAUCAUUAUAAAUUAUUGGGUUCAUUAAGAGAGGUUGAAAUAACAUCAAUGGAACGUGUCGAAAAGUAUAAUUGUUUAUCUGGUGUACACUGUAAUGAACUAUUUGAACAGGGGAGAAAGAUAGAAAAACGUGAUUAUGCUACUGAAGUUCUAAAGAUAUAUUCAACUAAGCGUAAUAAUCAAGAUAAUAAUUUAUACAUUCUUUCGACCAAUUGGUCACGAGAUAUGCUCUUAGGAAGUUUAAAGGAUUCGGUGAAAAUUGAGAAAGAACAAAUCCUAUCAAAUAAUCUUAUUUUCAAUGAAAUGGAUUGUACGACUGGUAUAUUAAAGAAAGAGAUACUUACAGGACUUGACAAACUUGCAAUCUUUAAUAAAUUGAUGAUUCCAAAAGGAACUAUGUCAGUAUACAUUGGUGACUCUGAUACUGACUUGCCAUGCAUGUUAUAUGCCAAUAUAGGAAUAAUUAUGGGAAAUAAUGUCACGCUAACAAAAUAUUGUAAUAAAUUUGGAAUUGAAAUUAUUGAUGGAUUGGUAAAAAAUAUUGACAAAAUCAAUUUUGAUUCUAAAAGAAAACAACAUAAACUUUUUAGAGUUCAAGGAUGGAAAGAAAUAUUAGACAAACAAUCUAAAAGUGUUUCGGACCCUUCAAAUAAAGUCAUGAAAUAUUGGUUACAAAGUCCAGAUAAAAUCCCUGAACUCAUUGGACCAUUUAGUAUAGACCCAACAGAACAUGAUAAAUAUUUUAUAGAGAGCAAAUCAGAAAGUUGUACUGCAUUUUUUAUUGAAUUAAUAUCAAGCUUAAUUAACACUCCUCCAACAGGAAAAACAGAAGAUUCAUUUCACUCCUUUUGGGAUGCUAUUAUCAGCAAGUUAUUACAAGUAUUUGGAAAAUAUUCUAAUGAAAUUCCACCAAUAGAGUUUGAUCGGAAUAUAAAUUCAUUUAAAUCAUUAACUGAAAAAUAG
Molecule: messenger RNA, 1209 nt
Organism: Diversispora eburnea
Lineage: Eukaryota; Fungi; Glomeromycota; Glomeromycetes; Diversisporales; Diversisporaceae
Source: the annotation of a GenBank genome assembly